GGGAAUCUGGGACGGAAAAGAGAGCAGGUCGUUGUGAAAUUGUGUUGUCGAAUAUGUAGUAAAAAACUAAAAAUAAACAAACAAAAUGAGCACUAAAACGACUAUAAAUAUUAAAAACAAGUUCGACCGGGUGGUAGUGCUGGUCGAUAUGGAUUGCUUCUACUGUCAGGUGGAGGAAAAGCUGAAUCCUGCCAUCAGGGGAAAGCCGAUAGCGGUGGUACAGUACAACCCCUGGCAGGGUGGAGGCAUCAUCGCUGUGAACUAUCCCGCCAGAGCGGAGGGAGUCACUCGCCACAUGCGCGGAGAUGAAGCGAAGCAGCACUGUCCCGAAAUUGAACUGCCACAGGUGCCGCAGGUUCGUGGGAAGGCAGAUCUGACGCGGUACCGGGAAGCGGGCAAAGAGGUCGCGGAUGUGCUGAAAAGCUUCACGCCACUGCUCGAGCGGGCCAGCAUCGAUGAGGCGUACCUCGACAUAACGGAGCGCGUGCUGACGCGGAUACACGAGAUGAACGAGGGCAAAUUUCAGCUGCGGCCGGAGAAGCUCGCCAACACGUUUGCGGUCGGGUACGAAAACAUUGGCGAAUUCAUCACGAAGCUCUCGAACACGUUCGAUCCGGCGGGCGGCACGGCGGAGAGCAAUUCGCAGGAACGGUUGGAGUACAAGAAGAGCGACAUCAAGCUGCUGGUCGGGGCGUCGAUUGUGAACGAGAUACGGGCGGCGGUGAAGGAGCGGACGGGCUUCGAAUGUUCGGCCGGCAUUGCGCACAACAAAAUCCUCGCCAAGCUGACGGCCGGCUUCCACAAGCCGAACAAGCAAACGAUCCUGCCGAUCAACAGCAUCCCGAAGCUGUACGAAACGCUGCCGCUGAAGAAGGUGAAGGGGUUGGGCGGCAAGCUGGGCGAUCAGGUGUGUGAGGUGCUGAAGAUCAAGUUCAUGUCGGAGCUGGUACAGUUUCCCGAGAGCGUGCUGCAGCAGCACUUCGAGCAGCGGAUGGGCAGCUGGAUGUACCUGAUGGCACGCGGCAUCGAUCUGGAGGCAGUGACGGCCAAGUUUCACUCGAAAAGUAUCGGCUGCUGUAAGCGGUUUCCCGGAAAGAAUGCAAUCACCGGGCUGGCCACGCUCCACCACUGGCUGAACGAGCUGGCCUCGGAAGUGACGGAGCGGCUGGAGAAGGAUCUGGACGAAAACAAUCGCACGGCGAAGCAGCUAACGGUGAGCUACAGUCAGCAGAUCGAUAAUGUGGACGUGUCCAGCACGAGAAGCAUUGCUUUGGUUGCGUACGAUGCGGAGCGCAUUGCGGCCGACGCGCUGGAUGCAAUCAAGCGCAACACGGAGCGGUUCUUCGCGUCCAACUCAACGACGGCACUGCACAAUCCCAUCAAAUUUUUGGGCAUUAGUGCGGGAAAGUUUGAACCGAACGGGGCGGGUAAAGGUGCAGGCAUUAAGCAAAUGUUCCAGAGCUACUCAUCGAAGGCGGCCAACGCGGAUGAACCGCCGCGCGAGACGGAACGUCGUAAAAGUGUGUCGGGGGAAACACCGGAUGUCGUCACUGAGUUACCGAAGGGAGCAGGAUCUUCUAAAGAAGAGCAGCAACAAAUAGAAAAGGGGAAUGAUGCAUCAAAUGGGGAGCCGAGCAAACUGAAAGGGCGUAUACAGCAUUUCCUACAGCGUCAGUCUGCUUUAGCACCCGGCUCUACCAGUAAGAGUGAAGAAACAGGGAGCGAAGCAAAGACGGCAAGUGAAUCUAGCUCUUCUGAAGAGGUAAAUCAGCCGGAAAGUAAACCGAAGAAAGGUAUUGCACAGUUCCUGCAACCGAAAUGUGCCAUCAGCAAAGAGUCUUCCCUUGGAAGUGGAGAUUUAAGAAAAUCUCCUUCUACUGUAGAGUCGAUAGAGCCAUCAGCUAAACCGAAGAAAGGUAUUGAACAGUUCCUGAAGCCAAAAAGUGACAUCCAGAAAGAAUCGGACACUGGAAAUGAGCAAGAGAAAGAGGAGAAUACUAAUGAUGAAGCUGAAACCGUUCCUUAUCUGGAUGAUACUGUGGAGCUAGCGGUACCAGAACAGGAAGAGAAUCAACCAGAACCAGAGUCGGGAAUGGAGCGUGAUGUUCAGAUAUCUGCACCUGUCACCAUACAUGAAUCGGAAGACCCGCCAGAAGAGAAACCAUCCACUUCCAAGGCAUCGUUCGUGGAGCGAAGCAAUGCGAGGACCGAUGCGAAACCAGAUUACAAAGAAACGUAUGCAGAGUACAGUUUCCAGGUCCCGGAACCAACCCUGGAAUGUCCACAGUGUAAAAAACCGAUUCCCGAACAUGAAUUUCAAUCACACCAGGACUUUCACUUUGCGCUCUCGCUAAGCCAGCAGCAGAGAGAUGAGUUCCGGAAUGAUUUGAAAACAAAAAUGACCUCCAAAUCACCACUUCCCGCCAAACGACCGUCCAAGGCAGUCGUGUCCGCAGGGCCAACUUCCGGUGGCAAUGGCGCACCCUCGGCAAACUUGUCAAUCGCUCGAUUUCUGUCGAAAGUUUCUCCCGAAUCUGUACGCUCCAGCAGCGCAGAAGUGGCCACCGGGAGUAACAGUAAAGCGGACGAGGUACCCGAAAACCACACCAAAUGCACUGACUGUGGUAAGUUCAUUCCGCUCGAUUCUCUGGACCAGCACAAUGAUUAUCAUGUAGCGAAGCGGUUGCAGCAGGAACUGAACCGUCUCGAGGUGGUGGUCCCUUCACAAGCCACAAGUAAACCAGCAUUAGUCGUGGUGGCCAGUGGGGCCAGUUCCAGCACGAAACGAAAGCGGCCAGCCAAUUCAAGCGAUAAGGUAACGUCACCGGUCAAGCAAAAGCUAAAACCGCUGUCGUCCUACUUUACCAAGUUGUAAAGCGAACGAAACUCUUACCAACAACGUGUACCUUAUUAAACAUGUAAGCCAAAUUAUCGUUAA
Molecule: messenger RNA, 2938 nt
Organism: Anopheles gambiae (African malaria mosquito)
Lineage: Eukaryota; Metazoa; Arthropoda; Insecta; Diptera; Culicidae
Gene: DNApol-eta
Product: DNA polymerase eta
Exons: 3
Coding region: 86-2875 (929 amino acids)
Biological process (GO): response to radiation; error-prone translesion synthesis
Cellular component (GO): nucleus; site of double-strand break; replication fork
Molecular function (GO): damaged DNA binding; DNA-directed DNA polymerase activity
Source: RefSeq, a predicted model, not a curated record